Messenger RNA from Engraulis encrasicolus (European anchovy), 2315 nucleotides. RefSeq names its product cationic amino acid transporter 2-like. Gene Ontology annotation, cellular component: plasma membrane. The coding region runs from base 6 to 1838 and encodes 610 amino acids. NCBI's taxonomy places the organism in Eukaryota, Metazoa, Chordata, Actinopteri, Clupeiformes, Engraulidae. Gene Ontology annotation, molecular function: L-arginine transmembrane transporter activity; L-ornithine transmembrane transporter activity; L-lysine transmembrane transporter activity. The record is from RefSeq and is a predicted model, not a curated record. The transcript has 11 exons. Gene Ontology annotation, biological process: L-arginine import across plasma membrane; L-ornithine transmembrane transport.
GCAUCAUGUCGUCGUGCCAGCGUGUGCGCUCCUUCCUGGGCUCGCUGUCGCGCCGCAAGCCCCUGGAGCCGGAGGGCGAGGUGUCCACCUUCUGCCGCUGCCUGACGACCCUUGACCUGGUGGCCCUGGGCGUGGGCAGCACGCUGGGCGCGGGCGUGUACGUCCUGUCGGGCGAGGUGGCGCGCACCCAGUCGGGGCCCUCCAUCAUCGUGUCCUUCUUCAUCGCCGCGCUGGCCUCCAUCUUCGCCGGCCUCUGCUACUCGGAGUUUGGCUCGCGCGUCCCCAAGACAGGCUCGGCGUACCUCUACAGUUACGUCACCGUGGGAGAGGUGUGGGCCUUUGUGACGGGCUGGAACCUGCUGCUGUCAUAUGUCAUCGGCACAUCAAGUGUGGCCCGGGCCUGGAGUGGUACGUUUGAUGACCUGAUCGGGAACGUCAUGGCUGACUACUUUGGCAAGAACGCCGCGAUGGGGCUGCCGGGCCUGGCUGCCUACCCUGACGUCUUCGCCGCAGCACUCAUCAUGAUCCUAGCAGGUCUCCUUGCUCAUGGUGUGAAGGAAUCGACAACGGUGAAUAAGAUUUUCACGUGUGUGAACAUCCUGGUCUUGGUCUUCGUCAUCAUAUCUGGCUUCAUCAAGGGGAACAUCAGCAACUGGUACAUCUCAGAGGAGACACUGCAGAACGUCACCGCUCAGCUUGAAAACGUGACAUUCUCGGCGAACGUGACGAGUAGGUUCGGGGCGGGCGGCUUCUUCCCCUAUGGAUUUGAGGGUACGCUGGCUGGGGCCGCCACAUGCUUCUACGCCUUUGUGGGCUUCGACUGCAUCGCCACAACAGGUGAGGAGGUAAAGAACCCGCAGCGUUCCAUCCCGCUGGGUAUCGUGGGCUCCCUCCUCAUCUGUUUCCUGGCGUACUGCGGGGUGUCGGCGGCGCUCACCCUGAUGAUGCCCUACUACCUGCUCAACAUCCACAGCCCCCUGCCGGUGGCCUUCACCUACAUCGGCUGGGCCGCGGCCAAGUACGUGGUGGCUGUGGGCUCCCUCUGUGCCCUCUCCACCAGUCUCCUGGGAUCCAUGUUCCCCAUGCCCCGAGUCCUCUUCGCCAUGGCUCGUGACGGCCUGAUGUUCACCUCUCUGCAGAAGGUCAACGCAAGACAGAGCCCUGCUGUGGCCACCAUAUCCUCUGGCACUGUGGCAGCUAUAAUGGCUCUUUUAUUUGACCUGAAAGCCUUGGUUGAUAUGAUGUCUAUCGGGACCCUGUUCGCCUACACGCUGGUCGCCAUUUGCAUUCUCAUUCUUCGAUACCAAGAGAGUGAAUCAGAGGAGGAUCAUUUCAUAACGGUCACCACCUCUGUGUUUGCAUUUAUGAAGCCUCCAUCGCAGCCGACCAAGUACACUUCAAAGACAGUUACAACAUGCACCAUAGUUGUUGUUGUGGAGGUGGUGGCUCUGAGCGUGUUCAUGACGCAGGCUAUCCAGCCGCUGCUGCUCCUGGAGGUGUGGAGCCUGCUGUGUCUGUCCCUCAUCCUGGCCGCGCUGCUCCUCACCACCCUGGUCAUCUGGAGGCAGCCGCAGAACACCACCAAAGCCCCCUUCAUGGUCCCUCUGAUCCCCCUGCUUCCCGUGCUGAGCGUGUUCAUCAACAUCUACCUGAUGGUUCAACUGGGAGGCGACACCUGGAUCCGCUAUGCCGUCUGGAUGGCUGUGGGUUUGCUGAUCUACUUUGGCUACGGUGUUCGCCACAGCGUCCAGAAACAAAGACUUCUCAACAGCCAACUCAACAUUCAGACCAUUGAGGACAAGACUGGAAAAGAUGCUUCGAAAGUGGACAGCUCGUGAACUUGUCUUGAACUUUGGAAAUUUGUCCAAAUGUCAUGAGCUCUUAACUGAAGCUGAGUGCCAAUGAUUCUGUACUAUGUCAAAAACACUGGUCAAGAGGAAUGUGAGUGAAUAUUUUUUUCAUAUCUCUGAAAUCUUAUUGUUGAAGACAACUGCCUACUGUAGGCCUACUGUAUGUAUUUUUGUACCAUUGUUUUUUAUAUUUUUAAAAUAUGACAGUGCCAGUUGUAAAUCAAAAUGGUCAUGAGAAGCUGUACAGCAGUGGUUCUUAGCCUGGGGUGCGCCAGAGAUUCCACGGGGUGCGAGGAAUUUUGUUUGUGUUGAGGUUGUGAGUGACCAAAAUUCUGCUUGGGAACAUUAUAAUUCGGCCAUAUCAAAACCAAAUAUAUGAAACAUGUUUUGGUCCCCAUUUAAAUAAUUGAGGUAUUGAUUAAUGUCUCAAGCAAGAAUCGUUGUAAUUAAUCACUUAAAUUACUU